UGAUAAAUUAGGUUUCUUACAAUUUAGGACCAAAGAACCUCAACACACACACAGGUGGGUCGAAGAAGAAGACGAGAGAGAGGAAGAUCACACAAGCUCUGAUAAGUCAUGCGAAUCCUUGCUGCUCGCCUCGCUAACCAUUUUCGCAGAGGGAGAAAUGGGUAUCCUCGAUCUCGGGACUUCUCCUCGUUGACCAAGAAAGAGGACCUUACAUUGGAGGAAGAAGCUGAGAGGAAAAUAGGAUGGAUGCUGAAGCUUUUCUUUGCUGGGACGGCAACCUAUGUUGGAUACCAGUUCUUCCCUUAUAUGGGUGAUACUUUGAUUCAGCAAUCAGUCUCGCUUUUACAUGUGAAGGAUCCCUUGUUUAAGAGGAUAGGAGCUUCUAGGCUUUCCCGUUUCGCCAUUGAUGAUGAAAGGAGGAUGAAAGUUGUAGAGUUGGGUGGGGCUCAAGAGCUUCUUCAUAUGCUGGGCGCUGCUAAAGAUGACAAGACAAGGAAAGAAGCUCUUAAGGCUCUUGCUGCUCUCUCUAAAUCAGAUGAAGCUGCCAACUUCCUGGGAUCUAAAGGAGCACUCUCUAUCGUCAAAUCGACUCCAGAUUCCUCGGAAGAUUCAGACAUUUCAACAUACAAGUCUAACAUACUCAAGAAGCUAGAUGAUAAAGACCUCUCUGUCUCUUCCAGCUGAUGAUAGUCUUUUCAAAAAAAGUGUAGGACAAGGAUCAUAAGUGUAGGCUUAUCUCUAUAAUCCUAAGCUUAUCUUACCUCCUUUCCAAGUUAGAACUCUUGAGUUUUGUUCCAAAAGAAAGAAACGGUUUGAUUAUAUAGCUUCUAUUCUUAAUGCUGAAUAUUGUUUGAUUCCAAUGCUCUUUGUUCAAUUGAAUAAUGGUCUACGAAAACAAGGAAGCUAAGGAAUAAGUUUCAAAAGAUUUACAACA
Messenger RNA from Brassica oleracea var. oleracea, 934 nucleotides. RefSeq lists its product as uncharacterized. Lineage: Eukaryota; Viridiplantae; Streptophyta; Magnoliopsida; Brassicales; Brassicaceae. The transcript is spliced from 6 exons. Bases 109 to 684 code for a protein of 191 amino acids. The record is from RefSeq and is a predicted model, not a curated record.